This is a messenger RNA of Colossoma macropomum (tambaqui), 4993 nucleotides long. It is a transcript of the gene slc9a7, whose product is annotated as solute carrier family 9 member 7. Lineage: Eukaryota; Metazoa; Chordata; Actinopteri; Characiformes; Serrasalmidae. The coding region runs from base 135 to 2222 and encodes 695 amino acids. The record is from RefSeq and is a predicted model, not a curated record. The transcript is spliced from 16 exons. Gene Ontology annotation, cellular component: membrane; recycling endosome. Gene Ontology annotation, biological process: proton transmembrane transport; regulation of pH; sodium ion transport. Gene Ontology annotation, molecular function: sodium:proton antiporter activity.
UCAAACGGCGCCAUGUGGCUUUAAAAGGUUGAGCUGCGGACUGAGUCUGUUUUCCUUGGCGCUACCUUUACGUGUCACCAUCACCAACACGGAGCAGAGGCAGCCCGCCCUGGCCGCUACUAGCAUCCUGCAUCAUGGAGGCAGCCGUAUCGCCGAAGGGGUGGAAAUGUGUCCCACAGGGCCGCUCGGUGCUCCCGGCUCUGGCCGUCGUGCUGAUCCAGGCGGCUUGGGUGAGCGCGGAGGACGGAGGCGGCGGCGGCGGUAUGGAGGAACUCGCGACGGAGAAGGAGGCUGAGGAGAGUCACCGUCAGGACAGCGUCAGUUUACUCACAUUUAUCCUGCUGCUGACGCUCACCAUUUUAACAAUAUGGCUCUUCAAGCACAGGAGAGUCCGUUUCCUCCACGAAACUGGCCUGGCGAUGAUAUACGGUUUGUUGGUAGGUGUGAUCCUGCGGUAUGGUAUCCCCUCCACCAGUUACCACAAUAAAACACCCCCCAGCUGCUCUCUGAAAGAGGGUCCGGUCAGCACCCUGCUGCUCAAUGUCAGUGGCAAAUUCUUUGAGUACACACUGAAGGGUGAGAUCAACUCCCGCGAGAUACACAAUGUGGAGCAGAACGACAUGCUUCGUAAGGUCACCUUUGACCCAGAGGUGUUCUUCAACAUCUUGCUACCUCCCAUCAUUUUCCAUGCUGGAUACAGCCUUAAAAAGAGGCACUUCUUCAGAAACCUGGGCUCCAUUAUAACAUACGCUUUCCUGGGCACAGCCAUCUCCUGCUUUGUCAUUGGAAACAUGAUGUAUGGAGUGGUGAAGCUGAUGCAGGUGGUUGGGCAGCUCACUGAUAAGUUCUACUACACAGACUGCCUCUUUUUUGGAGCCAUCAUUUCAGCCACAGAUCCAGUCACUGUACUGGCCAUCUUCAACGAGCUCCAUGCUGAUGUGGAUCUCUAUGCCCUGCUGUUUGGAGAAAGUGUAAUGAACGACGCUGUGGCCAUUGUCCUCUCGUCGUCUAUUGUGGCCUAUCAGCCCGCUGGAGUAAACACUCAUACAUUUGAUGCCUCCGCCUUCUUUAAAUCAGUUGGCAUUUUUCUGGGGAUCUUCAGUGGAUCUUUUGCUAUGGGUGCAGUCACUGGAGUUGUCACUGCCCUCGUCACUAAAUUCACCAAGCUGCACUGUUUCCCUCUGCUGGAGACGGCACUGUUCUUCCUCAUGUCCUGGAGCACCUUCCUACUGGCAGAAGCUUGUGGCUUCACAGGUGUUGUAGCAGUGCUGUUCUGUGGGAUCACUCAGGCUCACUACACAUACAACAAUCUCUCUGAGGAGUCUACCAAACGAACCAAACAGCUGUUUGAGGUGCUGCACUUCCUGGCAGAGAACUUCAUCUUCUCCUACAUGGGGCUGGCUCUUUUCACCUUCCAGAACCACGUCUUCAGUCCCAUCUUUAUCGUCGGAGCAUUCAUUGCCAUCUUUAUCGGCCGAGCAUCUAACAUCUACCCCUUGUCCUUCCUGCUUAACUUGGGGCGCAGACACAAAAUUGGCGGAAACUUCCAGCACAUGAUGAUGUUUGCAGGGCUACGAGGGGCGAUGGCGUUCGCACUGGCAAUCCGUGAUACAGCGACCUAUGCACGCCAGAUGAUGUUCACCACCACGCUGCUCAUCGUGUUCUUCACUGUAUGGGUGUUUGGCGGAGGCACUACGCCCAUGCUGUCAUGGCUGCAUAUCAGAGUUGGAGUGGACCCUGAUCAGGACCUUCAGCCAUGUGGAGAUAGCUUCCAGGUCCUUCAAGGAGAUGGAAUUCAGCAGGAGGGCCAGAGUAAGACCAAGCAAGAAAGCGCUUGGCUGUUUAGACUGUGGUACACUUUUGACCACAAUUACCUGAAGCCCAUCCUGACCCACAGUGGUCCUCCACUCACCACCACCUUACCAGCCUGCUGUGGCCCCCUGGCCCACUGCCUCACCAGCCCUCAGGCCUACGAGAACAGCGAGCAGCUGAGAGAUGCUGAUUCGGACCUCAUCCUGACGGAUGGUGACCUGACACUGACCUACGGCGACACGGCCAUCACAGCCAAUGGAGCCUCUUCCAGCUCGGGCCCCAAGGGCCUCAACAGCAAACGCAACGGCAGCACGUCCGAGGAGGCACUGGAGCGAGAGCUGGACACAAGAGAGCAGGAGCUUCUGAGCCGGGGAACGAGGCUGGUUUUCCCCAUAGAAGACCACGCCUGAGUACAAAUAACCACUACUGCCCGCUCCCGCCGCCCCUCCACCCUGGCUGCUCUCUGACCGCACCCUCCACCCCACUGACGUUUCACUUCAUCUUACUGAACCCCCUUCCAAAGACAUUAACGCAAGGGGUGGGAAACCUUAGAUGAAGGAAGACAAAGAUGGAGAGAUGGAGGGUUUGAGAGGUGGAUGGAGAAAAUAGGGCUUUUUCCAUCCUCAUUUGUUUACUGGACAUUUACUAGAGGUGCCGUAGAGGUCUGGACCACAUCUGGUGACCCCCAGGCUCACGGACUGGCCAUAAAUAUAUACUGUGAUAUUUUGUUCCACUGUUUCUCUUUAUUUGUGUUGAGAGAAUAGGAAAGCUCUUUGUGGAAAGCAGCAUUCUUGGAGCGGUUAUGUGGGUAUGUGAUGGUUAGGUUGGUUUCAGAUGUUGGAACAACAGCUGCUGUGGUUUUAUUAGUGUGUCAAUCAUCAUCCACACCAAAUGGCAAUGCUGUUUGAAACCUGAACGCUGAGUACAGACAGGAGAUCUGCCUGACAAACAAAUGUAUCUUUUUCAUUCUCUCACACCAUCACAUACUUACUUGAAGCAAAGCCAUUCCAUCAGUGACAGUAUUUACUCAGCAUAAGCUCCUCUCCAAAGCCCACAGUGUAACCAUGAUGCAUCAUUUGCAUCCAUAUUCUUUAUUAUUCAUGUACGUGCCUCCAGCUGGCAGUGUCGUGAGCUCUUAUAGACAGACUGCCCUCCCCACUUCCUUUGUACAAAUCUGCAGGUACAGUCACUUUGUUUGAAAACCAGUGUCCUGCCCUGCUUUACAUACUUUGCUUCCGUAUUCUGAAAAAGGUGGUUGAAUUGCAAUGGAUGUCCUGUAUCAUAUUGUUUCCAUAACCUAAAGGUGACGUCUGAUGGUUAGUCACCCAGCACUCUCAGUAGGUUGUGGUUGCAGUCAUUUAAAUGUGACUGAAGCUCACAGCUGUGUUUGUGUUUUGUGGCACGCUGUGACUUUAGCUUAUUGGCCAUCAUCCAAGUGCUGCCUCACAUUACUUUCCCAAAGACGGCACCCCUGUCUCAUUGCUCCAGUGCGAUGACUCGAAGGUUUUCACAAUGCAUUGCUGUGUGCAGUUCUCUUCAACCAGCCAUUGUAAAUAUGAUCAGUGCAACAUAGCCUGUGACUGCAUUGUCCUUCUCAGUAGAGCUGGCCAUCUGGGAUGGAUCUACACAGCUGUGCAGAGCAAGAGAGGGCAAGCUGAGCACUUUAGAGGCAGUGGAGCUGGGGCAUUCAAGCUGCGUAAACCCAGUUGCUGCUUAUCAUAGCUGCGAAAACACCACAAACAGCUGGAACUGGACUCAUGCCAAUGCAGAAGUUGGAACUGAAUGAUUUAGAUUGUUCUUGUUUGGAAUGUAAGGAAUUCUUAUUGGGACAAUUUGCAUUACAUGCGAGUAGCACAAUAAGAAGGCCUCAUAAGAAAAAAAAGAAAAGUGACUAAAUGCUGCAUUUGUUCAGCAGAAAUGUGAAGCUUACAAAUGUGACUAAAUGGUUUGUGGGUGGCAGUGUAGUUUGUCAAAGCCUCAGCCCACUCUGUACACCACCUUUACACCUACAAAGACUCCCACCAUUCUGUGUAUUGUUCUGGCAGUAUCUGGUAUAACAGGCUUUGAAGGCAAGAUUACAGUCAAUUGUAGAGACAUGCUCAGUUUGAUGACUAAUCUAAACACAUUAACCAAUUGCUUCAAAGAACAUUUGAAACAGUGCAACUUUCACUUCAAUGCUAGAAGCACCAAACGGCAUUUACCUUCGGUUUAUCCUUAGUAUAAGCUUAUAUUGCUUAUGCUUAAGGCUAUUUUGACUGGAUACUGAUUUGACUUACAUUUGUUUCGGGUCCCCUCAAAAUCAUUAUUUUUUUUAAUCCCAUACUUGUUUUAAUUUAACACUUGCUUCAGCAAAAAAAAAGAACUUAAAAGUCUCUAACCUUUGGCUGGCCUUACUUUAUCACAAGACUAUCACAGACCUGAGAGCAAACUGUGAAAACCACCAUGUGUUAGUUGUGUGAACUGCUGACAAGCAUUUUUAAGUUGCUGUUUGACCACAGUGGCUGGCAAAUAUAGUUAAAAAAUAUCAACAGGUCUAGCAUCACAUAUUAGAAUCCUAAUCCUGUCUCAGCAAUGAAACACUAGAGUGGGGUUGGAAGGGUGGGCAUGGAUAAUUGCACUUUGUUAUCAGUGAUUCAGCUAGUAAACUUCCUGAGGUGGAAUGAGUCAGUCCCAGUCUGAAGAAAAUGUUGUAAUGUUGAUCUGUACCCAACUGUGGCUAAACAGACUUUCUGGGACUAUAUUCAGCUGCUUUUGGGGCUGUGUGAUUUCACACCUGCUCUAAACAGACUCUUGCGUGUUACAGCUGGUUUUCUUAACCACAGUAUGAUGAAUUUGUACAUAUGUCUAGGUUAUGCUUAUGCUCUCCCGUAGCCAUCAUCUCCUACCUGCUAUGUUCUGCAUGUAAAAGCAGGAUGCCAUUUUGACUGUGUGAAAUACCUAUAUACCAAGAUGUCCUGUAUUGCUCUGACAGCAUCCCUUAUUAAUAUUCUAGAAUUAAAAAUGCACUCAGCCUGUCUGACAAUAUGUGACAAAACUGUGGUAUGCAUUGUAGUAUAAUUGUGCAUUUACAAAAUAUAUAUUCUAUGUCUUGAACUGGUUUACAGUAGCAAUAUUCUACAAAUGAGGGAUCUGCUUUAUUUUAUGUUAUCAAAUAAAAACAGUGACCGUGUUUACUACAAAA